Messenger RNA from Merops nubicus (carmine bee-eater), 1435 nucleotides. RefSeq names its product multidrug and toxin extrusion protein 1-like. Gene Ontology annotation, biological process: xenobiotic detoxification by transmembrane export across the plasma membrane. The record is from RefSeq and is a predicted model, not a curated record. Gene Ontology annotation, molecular function: xenobiotic transmembrane transporter activity; antiporter activity. Gene Ontology annotation, cellular component: membrane. The annotation marks the transcript as partial. Lineage: Eukaryota; Metazoa; Chordata; Aves; Coraciiformes; Meropidae. The transcript has 16 exons.
CUGCUGGUGCUGGCGGGGCCGCUGAUCCUGAUCCAGCUGCUGAUCUUCCUGAUACACCUUGUCAGCUCCAUAUUCUGUGGCCACCUGGGCAAGGUCGAGCUGGCCUCCGUCACGCUGGCCAUCGCUGUUAUAAACGUUACUGCCAUCUCUGUAGGUUAUGGUUUGUCUUCAGCGUGUGACACCCUGAUAUCACAGACCUACGGCAGCAAGAACCUGCUGCGGGUGGGGGUGAUCCUGCAGCGUGCCACCCUCAUCCUCCUGCUCUGCUGCUUCCCCUGCUGCGCCAUCCUCAUCAACAUCGAGCAGCUCCUGCUCCUCAUGCACCAGGACCCCGAGGUCUCCAGGCUAACCCAGCGCUACGUGAUGGCUUUUGUCCCUGCGCUGCCGGCGGUUUUUCUGUAUAACCUGGAGACAAGAUACCUGCAGAACCAGAUGAUCAUGUGGCCGCUGGUGCUGAGCGGGGUCGUCGGCAACAUCGUCAACGUGAUCGCCAACUGUGUCUUCCUCUAUGUCUUCCACUGGGGCAUCACGGGCUCUGCCUGCGCCAACACCGCGGCUCAGUACUCACAAGCCAUUUUCCUGUUCCUGUAUAUUAUAGGCAAGAAACUCCACGUGAAGACCUGGGGAGGCUGGUCCAGCGAGUGCCUGCUGGAGUGGGACAGCUACACCUCCCUGGCUAUCCCCAGCAUGCUCAUGAUGUGCAUCGAGUGGUGGACCUACGAAAUUGGGAGCUUCUUGAUAGGCCUGCUGAGUGUCGUCGAGCUCUCUGCCCAGUCCAUCAUCUACGAGGUGUCUGUUGUUGCUUUCAUGGUGCCCCUGGGGCUCGGCACGGCUGCCAGCGUGCAGGUGGGGAACGCGCUGGGUGCCGGCGACGUCGAGACGGCCAAGAGAUCCUCCUCCACCAGCCUGCUCUGCACAGGGUGUUUUUGCGUCGCGGUGGGGGCUGUUCUAGCUGGCACGAAGGAUGUGAUGGGAUACAUCUUCACCGACGACAAGGAGAUUGUUGACUUGGUGGCCUGGGUCACACCUGUCUACGUUGUCUUCCACUUGUUUGAAGCCAUGUGUGGUGCCUGCAGCGGGGUGCUCAGAGGCAUAGGCAAGCAGAAAUUCGGCGCCAUCCUCAACGCUGUGUGCUACUAUGGUGUGGGCCUGCCCCUGGCAGCCGUGCUGCUCUUCGUGGCCAGGAUCGGCGUCAUAGGCCUGUGGCUCAGCAUGCUCGCCUGUGUCUCCAUCCUCUGUACCUGCUUCAUCACCUACAUCUCCCGCAUGGACUGGAGGAAGGCAGCCGAGGAGGCUCAGCGCCGCGCAGGAGUGACCCAGCCACUGCCAGAGGAGCAGAACCCAGGCCCUGAACCUGGCUGCAAGGCUCUUCCCUCUGGUGUGGGGCCAGCCCCACCACCCCACUCUUUUUUUACGGUGGUGCGGGGCUGCAUAG